This is a messenger RNA of Capsella rubella, 3477 nucleotides long. RefSeq lists its product as uncharacterized. The record is from RefSeq and is a predicted model, not a curated record. NCBI's taxonomy places the organism in Eukaryota, Viridiplantae, Streptophyta, Magnoliopsida, Brassicales, Brassicaceae. The coding region runs from base 137 to 3331 and encodes 1064 amino acids. The transcript has 2 exons.
AGAAUUUUUCGUUUUAAAUCCGUCUCCUUUCAUUUGCUGUCAUCUCUGCAGAACCAAAUACGGAUUAUCUCAUAACCAGAGAGUUGCUGCUUUAGGGUUCUUCUCGAUUUGUAACUCCAUUGAUUCUUCUUCGGUGAUGAACGAGGAUGCUCAGAUUUCUCAACAAACGGAUUCGAUUCAGGAUCCUGAUGUAACAACAGCUCUUACGGUUUCUGGUGUUGAUUCGAGCGGGGGUGUUCACGAAGCCAUUGAUGAUGAUGAUGGUGAUGCUGCAGCUUCAUUACCUAUGGAGCUGGAUUCGGCGGUUACAAAUGAUGCUAGGGUUUCCGAGAGUGAGAGAUCGGAGAAAGAUGGUCUCAUUGGGAGUGAGGAAAAUGAUAAAAGCGAGGAUGUUUUAGCUGAUAAGGAUGAUGAAAGCUCUGAACUUAAAGAGGAAGAAGAGGAAGAAGAAGAAGAUGUUUCCGAUGAUCAAUCUAGUGAGCUUGGCUCCGAAGCUGAUGAGAAGAAAUUGGAUUUGGAUUUCAAGGAAGAGAAGCGAGGAGUCUCUGAUUACAAAUCUCUCUUAUCUGAGUUUGAUGAUUACGUUGCGAGUGAGAAAAUGGGUUCUGGAGUUUCGAGGGCAUUGAGUUAUGGGUUUGAAGUUGGGGAUUUGGUUUGGGGAAAGGUAAAGUCUCAUCCUUGGUGGCCUGGUCAUAUAUUCAAUGAAGCUUUUGCGUCUCCUUCUGUUCGUCGUAUGAGGAGGAUUGACCAUGUUCUCGUUGCGUUUUUUGGGGAUAGUAGUUAUGGUUGGUUUGAUCCUGCUGAGCUUAUUCCUUUUGAACCGAACUUAGAGGAGAAAUCGCAGCAGACUGUUUCUAAACAUUUUGUGAGGGCUGUGGAGGAAGCCAUGGAUGAGGCGAGUAGAAGGUCAGCUCUUGGAUUAACUUGUAAAUGUCGGAAUCCUUUUAACUUCAGACCUACUAAUGUUGAAGAUUACUUUGCUGUUGAUGUGCCUGAUUACGAACUUCAAGCCGUUUACUCUGCUGAGCAGAUUAAGAAGUCUAGGGAUAAGUUUUCACCCGUGGAAACCAUUUCAUUUGUGAAGCAACUGGCCUUAGCACCUCGAGAGUUUGAUUCAGACGGUUUAAAGUUUAUGAAGAAGAAAGCAGCAGUUUGUGCUUUCCGCAAGUCAGUAUUCGAGGAGUUUGAUGAAACGUAUGCACAGGCCUUUGGGACAAAAUCUGUGCGCACUUCAGUGAGUAUGCAUGAACCUCAUAAUAGAGCACCGCCUCGAGCUCCCUUAAGUGGCCCACUGGUCAUAGCAGAAACUCUUGGUGACCUGAAGAGCUCGAAAAAACCCACAAAGGUCAAGGACUCUAAAAAAAAAGACAAGUAUCUUCUCAAACGAAGGGAUGAAGCUGGUGAUAAGUCUGUUCAAUUUGGCGAAGGUGAAGCAAGUUCAGCAGCUUCUCAAAUCCAGGGAUUUGAUGGACCUUUGGACGGGGAUUUUGUGCUGCAGAGAAGAGCUCAAACGCCAGUGAAAGAUGAGCAGUCUGGGAUUGUCGGCAUGGAUUUUGCCUCUUCAAGUGCAGAUAUUCCUGGUAAAGAAUGUUCAGUUUCAAAGCUCUCUCGUAAUGAAGAAAAGGGUUCAGCUGAAGAAUCAAAGGAGAAAAUGGAAGAAAGAACUACUGUACUUCCAGAGCAUGGGAAAUCUGAAGCUAUGAUGAGUCCUAAAGAAGAGGCUGGAACAGAUCUAGGAUCAGCUGGAAGCUCUCUCCAGCCCCUACUUGAGUCUCAUGCCUCAGCAGCCGAAGGGAAAAGUUCCACAGGUUCUGUAAUCAAGAAAGUCAAAGUUGCUAAACGAUCUUCAAGUGAAAUGGGCUUGGAGAAUCCUUCGUCAGAGCCAAAAAAGAAAAAGAAAAAAAAGAAAGAGCCUGACUCUGGCCUUCCAGAGAAGAGAAAGUUUAUAUCUUCUGGGGAAGCUGGGACGAAGAAACUGUCCCAGCUUGGUUCAGCGCAUUUACAAUCUUAUAUGGAAGCCGAUGUGCCGCAGCUGUUGAGUCAUCUGCAAGAUCUCUCUCUUGACCCUUUCUAUUGUUCAUCAGUUGCUUCUUUUGGAGCUGCUAGGAAAUUUUUUCUCCGCUUCCGUUCACUUAAUUACCAAAAAAGCUUGGCAAUAUCUUCCUCUGAUGCUACUGUCGAUAAUGUCAGAGACACAAAACCCUCAAAACCUGUCAAGACAGUGAAGAGAAUCGAAGACCCAUCAAAACCCGGAAAAAAACGCCUCUCUUCUGAUCGUCAAGAUGAAAUCCCAGCAACUAAGAAGCUGAAAAAAACUAAUCAGUUGAAAACAGGGGCUUCUGAUAAGAAGAUCAGUCGAGAAACAAAGGAUAGUACAAAACCAGUAAGAGAGCAAAGCAGUGUGGUACAAGCGAAAGCACCCAGAGCUCAAACCGGGAAGAAAACGGCUCCAUCAGUUAAGGUGGUUGAGCACACAAUGCUGGUCAUGAAAUUCCCACCUGGCACAUCUCUCCCUUCAGCUGCAUUGCUAAAGGCGAGGUUUGGUCGCUUCGGGCUGUUAGAUCAAUCCGCCAUUAGGGUUUUCUGGAAAUCAUCGACCUGCCGUGUUGUCUUUCUGUACAAAGCCGAUGCACAGACUGCUUUUCGAUAUGCAACAGGAAACAAUUCUCUAUUUGGAAACGUGAACGUAAAGUACUUUCUCCGCGAUGUGGAUGCUCCUAAAGCUGAGCCUCGUGAACCAGAAAACACAAAGGAAGAUGAUGAAACACAGAGUCAGUGGCAAGACCAAGCACCGCCACUUCACCAACCAAUCUUACCGCCGCCAAACGUCAACCUCAAAUCCUGCUUGAAGAAACCAGUCGAUGACCCGAGCAGUAGUAGUAACAAUGGAAAUAGUAAUCGCGGAUCCGUAAGAGUCAAAUUCAUGUUAGGUGGUGAAGAAAACUCGAGUAAAACAAGCACCGAGCCACCACAACCAGUCACAACAGCCUCGAAUAGAAACAGUGGAUCGUCUUCAUCAUCAUCUGUUGCAAUGGAAUUUGUUAGUAAGAAGUUUCAAAACGUUGUUCAUCAUCAACAGCUUCCUCCUUCUACAUUGCCACCAAUUCUUCCUCUCCCUCCACAAUACUCAAAACCACAUGUUCCCAUUAAACCAGUGGACCAUGUGGAACCACCACCGAUGCCGCCAAUAAGAAACAACUUCCGUGGCCAGAGCCAAGCAGUUAGCUCUGGAGACAUCUCCCACCAGAUGCUAAACCUUUUGUCAAAAUGCAACGAAGUAGUAGCCAACGUCACGGGCUUAUUGGGCUACGUCCCUUACCAUCCUUUGUAACAAAACGUAAGCCCGUUGAGAGAAACAAAUGUGAGUGUUUUGUUUUGGUGAUAUAUUGUAUGUUAGGUAAGUUAGUUUGGUUCGUAAUUUUAAAAAUCAUGUAUUACAAUUUAUAAUGGAACUCUCUCCUUCUCCCCUUGUUUAAA